GUAUGCGCGUGUGUGUGUGUGUGUGUGUGUGGGCAUGUCCUUGUGAGGGUGAAACGAGGCAGCACAGCUCAACACACACCGCCACAGACAUGAAUCAUCUUCUGAAAGUUCCGCUUUUGGCCGGCCGUGCCUUCAGCAGCUCCGCCAGACAGCUGAAGAACAGAGUCCCAGAGGCCCAGAAACUCUUCCAGGAGGACAAUGGACUGCCAGUCCACCUCAAGGGUGGAACGCGUGACGUCCUGCUCUACCGGGUGACCAUGACUCUAACUAUCGCAGGAACCUGUUACUCUCUGUACUGGCUGCUCACGGCCUCCAUGCCUCAGAAGAAGGCAUAGAGAGGAAAUGAUCCCGGGCUCAGACUGUCACCUGGAGAACGAUGCUCGGCUUUCUCUACCACUAAUGUUUGCUGAUUUUUAUCACAAUCUUGUCCUUGUUUCAUCAUGGCAAUGAUGAAUAUGUAAGAACUCUAAAAAAAAAAACUUGAAUUCA
Messenger RNA from Seriola dumerili (greater amberjack), 489 nucleotides. RefSeq names its product cytochrome c oxidase subunit 7A2, mitochondrial-like (gene cox7a1). Gene Ontology annotation, biological process: mitochondrial respirasome assembly; regulation of oxidative phosphorylation; mitochondrial electron transport, cytochrome c to oxygen. Bases 3 to 335 code for a protein of 110 amino acids. The record is from RefSeq and is a predicted model, not a curated record. The transcript is spliced from 4 exons. Lineage: Eukaryota; Metazoa; Chordata; Actinopteri; Carangiformes; Carangidae.